Drosophila busckii is the source of this 1626-nucleotide messenger RNA. RefSeq lists its product as uncharacterized. Gene Ontology annotation, molecular function: microtubule binding. Lineage: Eukaryota; Metazoa; Arthropoda; Insecta; Diptera; Drosophilidae. The coding region runs from base 146 to 1567 and encodes 473 amino acids. The transcript has 2 exons. The record is from RefSeq and is a predicted model, not a curated record.
UCUAAUGGUCGCCACUUUGGGGCUGAAGCUAUGUGUCUAUGCCUCGGCUAGGCACAAAGCGUUCCAUGACACGAAAUGGAAAGUUUUCGCCAGCGACAUAGCUAAAUUCUAAAAAUACGCAUAUCACAAAUCGAAGCGCGCAGAGAUGUACGAACAGGAGCCAGAGUCAGACGAGGAUUGCGAGGUCUAUUUCCUGAAGCCUGUUAACGAGUACAACAUUGUGGACAAAAUCAAGGAGGCCAACAAGGAGCUGUUUGCCGCGGAGGACGAUGCUGAUGCAACUGCCACUGUCAAUAGCAACAAUCGCAAGGUGACCUUUGCGCUAAAUCUGGAAAACUACGAGCCUGCAACGCAGGUAACUGAGCAGGCCCCGCCCAUUAGCAGUCCACCAGAGGAGCUCUUACAGCAGCUAGCUCAGCUUAAGCUUACAGAGUGCACACGAAUUGAAGCUAUAGCAGAAGAGGAGCCUGGCGACAAACCACAGCCACAGGAGGAUCCCACAGAAAUGAAUAAACACCAGGAGAGUGAAGAUGAAAUUUGUGAAGAGAUUUUCGAUCUAAGCGUGAUGGAAACGAUGCCAACGCCAACGCCAAUAGAGCCAGAAGCAAGCCUUUUGUAUGAGGACGAGGACUUUUCUGGCGAGGAUGAGCCUAUGGUGACGACAGUACAGCCCCAGCAGCGUCUGGAGCGUCAAAAUACUUUUGAUUGCCAUUUCGAGCAACCCGAGGAGGGUGAAUCGGACCAGAAGAGCUUAACUAAUUUAUUAAAUCUAGACUCCGAUGGCGAAGAGCAGGACGAAGAGCGCACUUUGAACGAGGCGCGACUUAAGCUUCAACAGGCCUAUAAGAGUCUAUACAAGACGCUGGAUGCCGACGAGCAGGCCAAGCUAAACCAGCUGACGGAUGUGCCAAGAGCUAAUGGCCAGGAAGAUACCGAAGACGAUGACUUGUCUAUUAUCGUAGCCAGCUAUAUACCCAAAAAUUUUGAACUUAACAAGCGCAGCAUUUACUAUAAAAGCGAUGAACAAACUGAAAAGCAGCUUAGUGUGUCCCCAAGCCACAUAAAAACUAAAAAUUUCUUCAGCUUUCGGCGACGUGCCACGCCCAAAGCGCCAGCUGAGCAGACAGCUGUGCCGGAUGUCAAACUGAACUACAAGAUAUGCUGUGAGCAUCGCCAUGCGCUGCAGGACAAGCUGCCCAGAUAUACGGGCUACAUGUCCGAAUACGGCCUGAGCGAGCAACAAUUGCUGCAGCGGGAUCAGCAAGCACGACGCAAACAGCGCUGCGCCAUGGAGCAAACCCUAAACCGCAACGAGCAGGAGCUGAAGAAGAUGCAGGAUAAUGAGCGAGCCUUUACCACCUGGCUAAAAAAUAAAAUGCGCUAUCCCAUCAACAAGACACGCAACAUGUUUGAUGCCACACGCAGGCGCAGCAGUGUGGCCGCUGUCAGCAGCCGCAGUCCCACUCUUCAACAGCAAGAGCAACACUAUCAUCAACACCCGCGUCGCCGUAGGGACAGCAACGAGGUGCACACCUUUCGUCAUCUGCUGGGUAGUUGGAACAAAUAGCACAAUAUGGUCUUACAGUUUUACUUUAUUACAGACAAAUAUACGCAUUAUUUUAAUUA